Molecule: messenger RNA, 1791 nt
Organism: Otolemur garnettii (small-eared galago)
Lineage: Eukaryota; Metazoa; Chordata; Mammalia; Primates; Galagidae
Product: histone H1.0
Exons: 1
Coding region: 59-646 (195 amino acids)
Biological process (GO): negative regulation of DNA recombination; nucleosome assembly; chromosome condensation
Cellular component (GO): nucleosome; nucleus
Molecular function (GO): nucleosomal DNA binding; structural constituent of chromatin; double-stranded DNA binding
Source: RefSeq, a predicted model, not a curated record
UCCGACCAGGGCUGGCCUUUUGGAAGGCGUCUUAAACAGCCAGACCAGGGAGACCACCAUGACUGAGAACUCUACAUCUACUCCUGCGGCUAAGCCUAAGCGGUCUAAGGCCUCCAAGAAGUCCACAGACCACCCCAAGUAUUCAGACAUGAUCGUGGCUGCCAUCCAGGCGGAGAAGAACCGCGCUGGCUCCUCGCGCCAAUCUAUCCAGAAGUAUAUCAAGAGUCACUACAAGGUGGGUGAGAACGCCGACUCGCAGAUCAAGUUGUCCAUCAAGCGUCUGGUCACCACUGGUGUCCUCAAGCAGACCAAAGGGGUGGGUGCCUCGGGGUCGUUCCGGCUGGCCAAGAGUGAUGAGCCCAAGAAGUCUGUGGCCUUCAAGAAGACCAAGAAGGAAGUGAAGAAGGUGGCCACGCCAAAGAAGGCAGCCAAGCCCAAGAAGGCUGCAGCUUCCAAGGCCCCAAGCAAGAAACCCAAAGCCACCCCAGUCAAGAAGGCCAAGAAGAAGCCGGCUGCCACGCCCAAGAAAGCCAAAAAACCCAAGACUGUCAAAGCCAAGCCAGUCAAAGUAUCCAAGCCCAAGAAGGCCAAAUCGGUGAAGCCCAAAGCAAAGUCCAGUGCCAAGAGGGCCGGCAAGAAGAAGUGACAAUGAAGUCUUUUCUUGUGGACACUCCUGUCUAUUUUCUGUAAAUAGUUUUCUUUUUUUCCCCCCUCUUAAUUCUCAUCUGCAGUCCCGUUUAUUCUGACUUUAAGGGACAGGAUUUGGAUUCCUCAGAAAUUACCGAAUAAUUCGUUUUUCCUUAACCUUAAGGACAGCAACAGCAUCUCAUCUCUGUAAUGAUGGGAAUGUACUUAUACUUUGUUUUGUUAUUAAUCUACUUAUGGGGCUAGGGAUUUUGGUGGGCUUGUGUGUUUUGUUUUGUCCAAUCAUUUGUUUUUUUAUGAAGGUACAUGGGGGAGGAGAGAACAGGCAAGGCAGUUUGUUCUGGCUAGAGGAGAGUGAGACCAGGAAUUGUGAAGUAGUAGGAAUAUCUUUAAAGCCAGAGAGCUUUCUUUAAAUUGGACACCCCUCUGGGUUUCAGAACCUUUGGCGAGAAGAGAGAGUUGGCAGCAGCUAUCCUGAAAAAGGGAGGUAGAAGAAAAAAAGCAAGGUCUCCUGGGCGGACUUCCAUCUCCCAGUUGGUGAGCAGUUGGGGGGGGGCGUCCAAACCCAGUUUCCUUCUCACUUCUGUUGGUCUGCCCUUGUGGCCUAUUGUCUUGGGGAAGGGGCUGGGGCAGUGGAGGCAAAGUGACAGCUGGUUAGAAGCAGCUUCUCCCACUCAGCUAGGUACUGGCCAUUGGGGGCUCUUUGUGGCUUGGGCAAAGUCUUGUUAACCGGGAAUGGAAACUUUGGGGGAAGAGUGGGGAAUCAGUCAGCCAAGUGCCUCAGUAUGCCCUGUUGAAACUUGGGUUUUUCCACACACUUGACGGAUUGUGUUCCAGGAAGAUUUCCUUUAGUUUUUUUGCUACUCCCAUAGAAGAAACGGGUGGCUUUGCUUGGUCUGGUGAGGCUCCAGUCCCACCAGUAGCCACUUAAAAACCUCCUUGACCCCUUUUUACUUCUGAAUCUUUUAUAAGUAGUUGUAGCUGGGGAAGGGAGUGGACAGCAAGAUACUGCAGUCGAUUUUGAAUUUGCUAAGUAGUUUUACUGAGCUAGUCUGUGAGUGUAUGCACUCACAUAUAUGUAAUAUAUAUGCAUAUCUAGGGCUAGUACUUAACGUUUCACGCCCAGGAGCUGUGAGAAAAAACCUG